CUGUCUGCUCUCCUCUCUCUCUCUCUCUCUCUCCCUCCCCUCUGCACUUUAUUCUGUUCAAAUUCGAUACUUUGCCGUUCGCUGAGAACGAGGCUCUUUGUUUUAACAAAGAGCCAGAGAGAGAGAGAGAGAGAGGGAAGGUUUAAUGUAAUGAGCUCUUUCUCUCUCUAAACAACUUUCUAUUUCUCUCUCUAUAAUGUCUGCUGCAGCAUUGUCUUCUUCUACUUCAAGAAUCUCGCGUCUCACUUCCACGCAUUCAAGUGUUGUCUCUAUUUCUCUCUACUUUUUCUAAUCGCUAUUCCUGCAUUCAUAUUUUCUCGGCUUCUGAUUCUUGGUUUCCUGUUAACAUAACAAAGCACUAGAGGAAGAACAAUAAGACAACUUCGUUAAGUCUUCUUGGUUGCUUUGACUCGGAUUUUUUAGCUUCUUUUGGUGGUCUUGAGAAUUUGUUGGCGAACCAAGAGAAACCCAGUUGUUCAUUUCCCUCUUUGUUACUACUUUUCAAACUUAGUUUGGCUAUUUGGGAAUUUCUCAAUUUGUCCCUCCUUUGUUAUCUUAAAGAAGCAAACUUGUUAUUGGAUGCUUGGAAUUUGGGGGAUCAGAGUCCUUGAAUGUAUGAAAUUUUUUGGUGAUUAUAAGCGAAACCCAGAAAUUGGGAACUAGAAAAUUAUAAGGGAGCUAUAUGAAGUAGACUUGAAACAAUGAGAGAUGGGAACUCCAAGAAAAGCAAGCUCUCGUGGUCCAAGAAAAUGGUCAGGAAAUGGUUCAAUAUCAAGAGCAAAACCGAGGAGUUUCAAGCAGAUGAUCCUGUCUGUGGAGGAAACGAAGAGGAAUAUAGGACUAGCUUCUCAGAGAGAGAGCCAUGCACGAUCAAGAAGAGCAAAACUGAGAAAUUUAGCAAGAACUGGGAGCAGGCCAGGAGGGGGAAAAUGAAUCUGGAUAACCCCCGAAUCAUUGAUGUUCAGAACUACAGCGUUUUUGUGGCUACAUGGAAUGUUGCUGGCAGAUCCCCACCAAGUAAUUUGAAUCUAGAUGAUUGGCUUCUUGCCUCACCGCCAGCAGACAUUUAUGUACUUGGAUUUCAAGAGAUAGUCCCUCUAAAUGCUGGUAAUAUUUUAGGUGCAGAAGACAAUGGUCCUGCAAAAAAAUGGCUGGCUCUCAUCCGGAAGACACUUAACAGUCGUCCUGGAACUAGUGGGAAUUCUGGUUAUUACACACCAUCUCCCAUCCCUGAACCUAUUGUAGAAAUGGAUGCAUAUUUUGAGGGAUCAUCUAGGCAAAAGAACUCGUCUUUCUUCCAUCGUCGAUCGUUCCAGACAACAAGUAGUUGGAGAAUGGAAAAUGACCCUUCUAUUUCACAACCACGGCUUGACAGACGCUUCAGUGUUUGUGAUCGAAUCUUCGGUCAUAGGCCUAGUGACUUCGACCCUAGUUUAGAAGGAACAAAGCCUAGUGACUAUUCAAGGCCUAGUGACUAUUCCAGCCUAUGAUAUUCCCGCUGGGGUUCAUCAGAUGAUGAUAAUGGACCAGGAGAUUCACCAAGUACUGUAUUAUAUUCACCAAUGUCCUAUGGGGGAUCCACAUCCAAUGACCAUGGAUAUCGGAUGCCAGGGCAUUCAAGGUACUGCUUAGUUGCCAGCAAACAAAUGGUUGGCAUUUUUCUCACUAUUUGGGUGAGAAGUGAAUUAAGAGAACAUGUUAAGAAUAUGAAAGUAUCUUGUGUUGGCAGAGGAUUGAUGGGUUAUCUCGGAAAUAAGGGAUCUAUCUCAGUCAGCAUGUUAUUGCAUCAAACAAGCUUUUGCUUCAUCUGUACUCAUUUAACCUCUGGACAGAAAGAAGGUGAUGAGAUAAGAAGAAAUUCUGAUGUCAUGGAAAUCCUUCGGAAAACAAGAUUUCCAAAGGUUAAUGGUGCAGGCGAUGAAAAGUCACCAGAAACAAUACUUCAGCAUGAUCGAAUAAUUUGGCUUGGGGAUCUAAACUAUCGGAUUGCACUUUCUUACCGAUCUGCUAAAGCACUUGUUGAGAUGCAAAAUUGGAGGGCAUUAUUAGAAAAUGAUCAGUUAAGGAUAGAGCAGAAGCGAGGUCGUGUUUUUGUGGGAUGGAAUGAAGGCAAGAUAUAUUUCCCACCAACUUACAAAUAUUCAACUAAUUCAGACAGAUAUGCAGGAGAUGAUAUGCAUCCAAAAGAAAAACGCAGAACACCUGCUUGGUGUGAUCGAAUAUUAUGGUACGGUGAAGGCCUUCAACAAUUAUCAUAUGUUCGUGGGGAAUCUAGGUUUUCAGACCAUAGACCAGUUUAUGGUGUGUUUUGGGCCGAGGUGGAGUCAACUCAUAGCCGAUUGAAGAAAAGUAUGAGUUACUCUAGUUCGCGGAUUGAGGUGGAGGAGCUCUUACCGUACUCACAUGGAUAUACUGAACUAAGCUUUUUCUGAAGGAUAAAGGAAUAAAUAUUACACAUUGAUCAAUUGCAGGUGGGAAGCACUUUGAAGAAAUUCAUUCUUGAAGGGCAAUAGUGAUGUUCCGUUGCCCACUAACUGAAAAAGGUGUACAUUUUGUAAUUUGCUGGUCAACUAAAUCACUAACUCAGCAAAGCUUGAAUCAUCAUGUUUUGUUAGCUAACGACAUACGAGUUUCAGUACAAUGCAUCACUCAGUUCCCCGAUAAACCUCAACGUUCUGUGGUCAGAAAAUGUUCUACCCUCCAUAAUGAUUAGGGUAUGAAGGCGACCUUUCAGAAUCUGGCAAUAGGACAGGAAAAGGAUUAUUUUAUUUUUGAUUCUUUUGUUAGUAUAGGGAAUAUUUUUGAUGGUCAAUAUAAUCAUGUGUGCUUACUUUUUUGUUUUAAAUGCAAAGAGAAGGGGAAGUAGAGGUUUGAUGGA
Messenger RNA from Carica papaya (papaya), 2878 nucleotides. RefSeq names its product CVP2 like 1 (gene CVL1). The record is from RefSeq and is a predicted model, not a curated record. Gene Ontology annotation, biological process: phosphatidylinositol dephosphorylation. Gene Ontology annotation, molecular function: phosphatidylinositol-3,4,5-trisphosphate 5-phosphatase activity; phosphatidylinositol-4,5-bisphosphate 5-phosphatase activity; inositol-polyphosphate 5-phosphatase activity. NCBI's taxonomy places the organism in Eukaryota, Viridiplantae, Streptophyta, Magnoliopsida, Brassicales, Caricaceae.